CCGUUGAUGAGUACGAUUCGGCUGUGACCUCUUCGAGGCUGUUCCAACCUGAGAGACUCCUAUCAUGGGUGGAAGGAGGAGGCAAAUCUGACAUACUGGUGUAUCCCCUGGGGCGAUGCGAUGUGACCAGGCGGGAGACGGUCAUAAAGGUGGGUGAAGCUGCUUAAAUAUCGCGAACAUGCAGCUGGUCGACGAUUCGGCCUUUGAUCAGGCCAUGCAGGUGACUGACGGAGCCUACUUCACCAAGGUUGGCCCAUCCCGACUAGCUAUCCCGUCUACCGGACAGACGUUGUCGAUCGUUUCAAGCGAGUGCCCAUGCCACCGAGCCAGUGUGUCUCGCUUGAGCAACCGGGUAUCUUGAUCACUCAUUUCGGAGAGAACGUAAAGACGUCGGGUGGAGUUCCUUGGGACACUCUACGCCGGAUCUCUUUGUCUCAGAUGAAAUGUCCGAAAAAGCACAUGGGCCGAAUGCUUUGCUGCCGAGUUAUUACCAAGCCCUGCAUUGGCUCGGCUCUGGCUUGGUAAGUGUUAUUCAUCGCUUCGCUAAGUCCAGGUGUGUCGAGG
Kockovaella imperatae is the source of this 564-nucleotide messenger RNA. RefSeq lists its product as hypothetical. Bases 316 to 525 code for a protein of 69 amino acids. The record is from RefSeq and is a predicted model, not a curated record. The transcript has 4 exons. NCBI's taxonomy places the organism in Eukaryota, Fungi, Basidiomycota, Tremellomycetes, Tremellales, Cuniculitremaceae.